Molecule: messenger RNA, 3994 nt
Organism: Dicrocoelium dendriticum
Lineage: Eukaryota; Metazoa; Platyhelminthes; Trematoda; Plagiorchiida; Dicrocoeliidae
Source: the annotation of a GenBank genome assembly
GGAAAUCUGUGCAAGCUACUUGAUCUAUGCCUCGCGACCUACUUCGCCUUUGAUGGACAGAUCUAUGAGCAGGUGAAAGGAGCCCCAAUGGGAUCCCCUGUGUCAGGACUCGUUGCAGAAAUAGUAAUGCAGAAACUUGAAGAGGAUGUACUGCCGAUAAUCAGCCCAAAGUUGUGGAUCCGAUACGUCGAUGAUACAUUCGUGAUACUAAAACGUAGUCAAGUAGCGGUUGCAUACGAGUUACUCAAUAACACCAUGGAGGACAUCCAUUUUACGAUGGAAUCGGAGAUAAAAGACCAACUCCCAUUUUUGGAUGUGUUAGUCACCAGGACGAUUGAUGGAGCGUUGCAAACAUCGGUUUACAGGAAAGGAACACACACCGAUCAGAUUCUAAACUACUACAGUAAUCACCCGAAAUGUCACAAAAUAAGCUGCGUGCGGACUCUCUUUCGUAGAAUUGAAACACAUUGCAGCACUCUUGAGGCGAAGAAGAAAGAAGAGCUAUACUUAUUCAAAUCAUUCCAACUAAAUGGAUAUCCACGCAGCUUUGUCCGGCGAUGUCUAAACAACAAAGCUACGACCUCUCCGCCUGCACAAACGACAACAAAGCGAAUCGUUCUACCUUAUGUAAAGAACAUCUCCGAGAUGACAGCAAGAUUAUUCAAACAGCACGGUCUUACAGUGGCUCACAAACCAACCGCCACAUUGAGAAGAACCCUGUCGAAACCCAAAGCUAGACCUAAAGCACAUGAAAGACGAAAUGUUGUGUACAAGAUACGGUGUCAAGAUUGCGAUAAGAACUAUGUGGGUCAGACAGGAAGACAACUGUCUACAAGAAUACAAGAGCAUAAAAGAGCUUGUAAGAACCAUUAUGCUCUCUCACUUGUUUCAAUACAUACAGACGAAGAAGGACAUCACUUCGACUGGAACAACGCAGAAAUCCUAGCACAAGGAGAGACACAAAAAGGAAGAGAGUUCCUCGAGGCAUGGUACUCGACGAAGCACUCGAUAAACAUGCACGUCGAGAUUGACCCGGUUUACGAAACGAUAAGACGGAGAGAAUUAAAACAACUUAAAAACCGUCGAAAGCAGUUAACAGACCCGUUAAUAACACAGCAGCAACAACCGGGACAAAACCAUCCUAUGGAACGUCCAUAUUCACCAGAGAAGCUGGGUAGACGAAUGGUCACGGGGCACAGAUUGAGAGAGCCAAUUCAAAAGUCACUUGCUAAUCAAUCACAAAUCGACGGCCAAACCAGCGGAUUACGUUUGACCCUACAGCGCACUGAGGAAGUCACCUCGCAUGGUGAUGAAACGUCUGCAUACCAAUUACGAAGCUCGGCGAACAAUUGAACCCAAGAACGAUCAACCCGGGCUACCUGUACAUAAAGUCAUUUUAAACAAUUAUGGGCGCGAAACGCUCCGAACUGCUCGCCGCUGGGAGGAUUUUGCCUGCAGACAUGCCUCCACACGGCAGCAACUGACUUUUCUUCAUGAUUGCUUACGCAAUGAUACUCUCCCCCGCAGCGUCAGCUACAGACCUCCGAUUAACCAUCCACAAGCAUGGAAAGUUGCACGACAAUUUGGGAAACACAUGGUGCGGAUCAUGAUCACGGACGCCCACAACCGCAUCAGAAAAUAUGAGCGAUGUAUCAACGAGCAUCGGACUAGUUGUCUGGGAGUUAUUGGACAACAGUUAACAGAACAGCUCAGCUUAUCAAUAGAGCGUAGAGUGGAGAAUGCUAGGAGAAGAAAACAAGAGGCAUUAAAGAAUAAGUUUUUUAAGUUGACCAACGCAAAUAGCGAAACUAAUUACAAUGACUGGAUCCGAAAUCUAUCCAAUAGACCACUAUCCGAAGCAGAAAAGCGAGUCCUCACAAAAGGACUCAAUUACAAUUUCAAGGAUGCUACAACUAUGGACUUCCUGUCCGGAUUCGAAAGUGCAAUCAAAUCCAGUGGGCUUGACGAUUAUACGCAAAAACAGUUGAGAGCUACAAUUAUUCCAGUUGUAGCACGUAACAAGCAACACACUUCUCUAUCUCAACAGGAGAUGGAUGCAAUAAAGGCUUUGAAAGCUGAUGAAUCCAUUGUCAUUUUACCUGCAGACAAGGGGCACGUGACGGUUGUAUUGAAUAAAACAGAUUAUGUCGAAAAAGCGAAACAGCUUCUGAGCGAUACAACAACCUACCGCCGCAUCGAAAACAAUCCAACUACCCAAAUGACAAACAAAAUAAACAGAACGUUGAAAUUACUCCAGGAACGGAAUCAAAUCACAAAGGAAGAUCGUGCCCGAAUGAUGGCCCGCGAUCCGAACAUAGCGCAAUUCUACGGGCUUCCAAAAAUACAUAAAGACGGUGCACCAUUAAGACCGAUCGUAUCGCUCCCAGGUACACCUACGUACAACCUAGCAAGAGAGUUGUGGAGACGUCUCAAGCACCUAACAACUGGAUCACAGCACUCUAUACAUAGCGCACAACAAUUUCUGGAGAGGAUCAAAGAUAUAAGAGUAAAUCAUGACGAGAUAAUGGUAUCGUUCGACGUGACCGCACUCUUUACGUCUGUCAACUUACAGACCGCAAAGCAAGCAAUCAUCGAACGGCUGGACCAAAGUGAAAAAACAAUCGGAAAGCUGACGACUGGAAAUCUGUGCAAGCUACUUGAUCUAUGCCUCGCGACCUACUUCGCCUUUGAUGGACAGAUCUAUGAGCAGGUGAAAGGAGCCCCAAUGGGAUCCCCUGUGUCAGGACUCGUUGCAGAAAUAGUAAUGCAGAAACUUGAAGAGGAUGUACUGCCGAUAAUCAGCCCAAAGUUGUGGAUCCGAUACGUCGAUGAUACAUUCGUGAUACUAAAACGUAGUCAAGUAGCGGUUGCAUACGAGUUACUCAAUAACACCAUGGAGGACAUCCAUUUUACGAUGGAAUCGGAGAUAAAAGACCAACUCCCAUUUUUGGAUGUGUUAGUCACCAGGACGAUUGAUGGAGCGUUGCAAACAUCGGUUUACAGGAAAGGAACACACACCGAUCAGAUUCUAAACUACUACAGUAAUCACCCGAAAUGUCACAAAAUAAGCUGCGUGCGGACUCUCUUUCGUAGAAUUGAAACACAUUGCAGCACUCUUGAGGCGAAGAAGAAAGAAGAGCUAUACUUAUUCAAAUCAUUCCAACUAAAUGGAUAUCCACGCAGCUUUGUCCGGCGAUGUCUAAACAACAAAGCUACGACCUCUCCGCCUGCACAAACGACAACAAAGCGAAUCGUUCUACCUUAUGUAAAGAACAUCUCCGAGAUGACAGCAAGAUUAUUCAAACAGCACGGUCUUACAGUGGCUCACAAACCAACCGCCACAUUGAGAAGAACCCUGUCGAAACCCAAAGCUAGACCUAAAGCACAUGAAAGACGAAAUGUUGUGUACAAGAUACGGUGUCAAGAUUGCGAUAAGAACUAUGUGGGUCAGACAGGAAGACAACUGUCUACAAGAAUACAAGAGCAUAAAAGAGCUUGUAAGAACCAUUAUGCUCUCUCACUUGUUUCAAUACAUACAGACGAAGAAGGACAUCACUUCGACUGGAACAACGCAGAAAUCCUAGCACAAGGAGAGACACAAAAAGGAAGAGAGUUCCUCGAGGCAUGGUACUCGACGAAGCACUCGAUAAACAUGCACGUCGAGAUUGACCCGGUUUACGAAACGAUAAGACGGAGAGAAUUAAAACAACUUAAAAACCGUCGAAAGCAGUUAACAGACCCGUUAAUAACACAGCAGCAACAACCGGGACAAAACCAUCCUAUGGAACGUCCAUAUUCACCAGAGAAGCUGGGUAGACGAAUGGUCACGGGGCACAGAUUGAGAGAGCCAAUUCAAAAGUCACUUGCUAAUCAAUCACAAAUCGACGGCCAAACCAGCGGAUUACGUUUGACCCUACAGCGCACUGAGGAAGUCACCUCGCAUGGUGAUGAAACGUCUGCAUACCAAUUACGAAGCUCGGCGAACAAUUGAACC